GCUGUUUGAGGAGAAUCCGUCCAUGAAGAAUGUGUUCGAGGGGUUCCGGCAGAUCGAGAUGGAGGACAUCCGCGCCUCGCAAGAACUCCGACAGCACGCCGCCAGGGUGAUGGGCUUCGUCAACAAGAUCAUCUGCCGCCUGGACUCGGAGGACAAGUACGGGCCGCUGAUGACCGAGCUCGGCUGCCGACACGUCGCCUACGGCGCCAAACCACAGUACAUCGACCUGAUGGGAGAACAGUUCAUAAUGGUGAUCCGCCCCAGCCUGGUGGCGGCGGACCAGUGGAGCGACGGCGCCGAGGCCGCCUGGCGCAGGCUGUUCCAGGUGAUCAGCCACAGCAUGAAGGUCGGCCUGCAGAACAGCCGGGCGGUCGGCCGGCAGAGCUCCUCCCGCCGGCGGGCGGCCCCUCUGAACGCCGCGGGGGUCACCCAGCCGGCCCUCUGAGUGCCGCGGGGGUCACCCAGCCGGCCCUCUGAGUGCCGCGGGGGCCACCCGGACCCCUCUCUGAGUGCCGCGGGGGUCACCCGGACCCCUCUCUGAGUGCCGGGGGGGGGGUUACCCGGACGGCCCUCUGAGUGCCGGGGGGGGGGGGGUUACCCGGACGGCCGGCAGCGGCAUCUCGCGCACCACCUGAGGGACACCAACCGCCGCCCCUGAGGGUCCGCCGACUGAGGGUCCGCCAGCUGAGGGUCCGCCACCUCCGUCCGCCGACUGAGCCAGCUGAGGGACAGCCACCUCCGUCCGCCGACUGAGGGUCCGCCAGCUGAGGGACAGCCACCUCCGUCCGCCGACUGAGGGUCCGCCGACUGAGGGACAGCCACCUCCGUCCGCCAGCUGAGGGACAGCCACCUCCGUCCGCCAGCUGAGGGACAGCCACCUCCGUCCGCCAGCUGAGGGUCCGCCAGCUGAGGGACAGUCACCUCCGUCCGCCAGCUGAGGGACAGCCACCUCCGUCCGCCGACUGAGGGUCCGCCAGCUGAGGGACAGCCACCUCCGUCCGCCGACUGAGGGUCCGCCAGCUGAUGGACAGCCACCUCCGUCCGCCGACUGAGGGUCCGCCAGCUGAGGGACAGCCACCUCCGUCCGCCAGCUGAGGGACAGCCACCUCCGUCCGCCGACUGAGGGUCCGCCACCUCCGUCCGCCGACUGAGGGUCCGCCAGCUGAGGGACAGCCACCUCCGUCCGCCGACUGAGCCAGCUGAGGGACAGCCACCUCCGUCCGCCGACUGAGGGUCCGCCAGCUGAGGGUCCGCCACCUCCGUCCGCCGACUGAGCCGGCUGAGGGACAGCCACCUCCGUCCGCUGUCUGAGGGUCCGCCAGCUAAAGGACAGCCACCUCCGUCCGCCGACUGAGGGUCCGCCAGCUGAGGGACAGCCACCUCCGUCCGCCAGCUGAGGGACAGCCACCUCCGUCCGCCAGCUGAGGGACAGCCACCUCCGUCCGCCGACUGGGGGUCCGCCAGCUGAUGGACAGCCACCUCCGUCCGCCGACUGAGGGUCCGCCAGCUGAGGGACAGCCACCUCCGUCCGCCGACUGAAAGACAACUCCCGCCACCUGAGGGUCUGCGCCUGGGGAACAGCGACCCUUGUCUGAGGGACAGUGACCCGCCUGGAAAAUAGCGACCCCGUGUCCCGAACUGACAGUGGAGGACGUGUCCCGUGCUGUCAGUAGAGGGUGUGUCCCAUAGGCGCCCUCUGGGCCGUGUGCCGAGCGGGGCUGUUGGGCCACCUGAGGCGCCCCUGGGCUGUGCGCAGACCGCAGAGCGGAGCUGUCGGCCACCUGAGGCGCCCCUGGGCUGUGCGCAGACUGCAGAGCGGAGUUGUCGGCCACCUGAGGCGCCCUCUGGGCCGUGUGCCGAGCGGUGAUUGGAGCCUGUUCGGUGCGGUAAGAUACAGUGGGAGUAUGUCCGUGUCAGUGUUCGGUGAACAAAAUAAACCAGCCGCCUA
This is a messenger RNA of Amphibalanus amphitrite, 1948 nucleotides long. RefSeq lists its product as uncharacterized. The transcript has 4 exons. Lineage: Eukaryota; Metazoa; Arthropoda; Thecostraca; Balanomorpha; Balanidae. Gene Ontology annotation, molecular function: oxygen binding; heme binding. The annotation marks the transcript as partial. The record is from RefSeq and is a predicted model, not a curated record.